Messenger RNA from Hylaeus volcanicus, 12857 nucleotides. It is a transcript of the gene E(bx), whose product is annotated as nucleosome-remodeling factor subunit NURF301. Bases 1822 to 9993 code for a protein of 2723 amino acids. Gene Ontology annotation, biological process: regulation of transcription by RNA polymerase II. Lineage: Eukaryota; Metazoa; Arthropoda; Insecta; Hymenoptera; Colletidae. Gene Ontology annotation, cellular component: NURF complex. The transcript is spliced from 25 exons. Gene Ontology annotation, molecular function: RNA polymerase II cis-regulatory region sequence-specific DNA binding. The record is from RefSeq and is a predicted model, not a curated record.
ACACCCCGAUCAAAAUUCACGGAUCAUAUCUGGAUUUAGUUUCUUUAACACCUGAUUUCCAGAGUUAAUUAAUCCUUCUUUCUUUCUUCACGCGAUACAUGCAAGUGUCAAGGAAAUUUCUAGGUCUCUAAUUGUUAAAGUGACUGGGUCAUAGGAACACAGAUGUGUUUUUAUUGCUUUGAAUAACAACGAGUAUAGCUCUUAAAUAGAUCGUUCGUUUAACUUUAUGUAACGAUAUAAACAAUUUACAAAUGAAAAGCAUACAGUUUCUCUCGCCUAGUUUUGCUUUUUAAAAAGGGUGUUAAUAUUAGGCGCCCAUAGAAAAGUACCCAAUUUGUUUCAUCCUAGAGCCGCUCCUGACACUGACAUCCGUUUCCAAGAUGGCGACGCAAAUUUUCGCGGAAUUACAUCACGAGGAAUGUUUUGUUGCUUUUGACAUAUUUGCGUCACUACUUACGCAUAACAUUGUACCAAAUUUUGUUUAGGCUUUAAUUUGAUCAACAUUUGAAUCUACCGUCGACAAAUAUAUUUAUUUGUUCGAUUACAAGAUGCAUUAACAUAUACUAUUCGUAUAAUACUCCAACUUUCGAGAUCUAUCAAUACUUAAUUCUCUCACUAAAUACACUAAAAAAACAUAGUCUGCACGAAAUUUAAAUUUCACUUCGUGUAAUAGAUUUGGUCUGGCAAUUCAUAAGAAAAAGAGUUAAUAAACAUCGUUAAUUAUAAAAAGAGACUGUGCCACGAUCUUUGUGUUUAAACUUUACAGAAUUUUCGUUCCAAACCGCAGAGAUGUCGCGUACGUCGCCUCGUUUAAACAUAUAGGCAUUUAUUAUUAAAAAAAUUGCCCGAUAUAAGUAUCGAAAAAUCCAAAUUCCUAUUAAUCACGAUCGUUUUUAAUUGUUACAAUGGUACAUGUUAAAAAAAUGUGUACCGACGUAACGACGCACGACAAUUUGGAAUUAAGGUGGUGUCCUCUGUCGAAGCUUCUCUCGAACUAAGGUUAAGAUUUCUCUCUUGCGGAUAAUAGCGAGUUCGUUCGAUCGCGUAUCGAGGCUAAUUACGGGAUUAAUUCGUGAUAAAAACCAUAGUGGAUUAAAAUACGAGGAGACGUGGAGAAAACGAAGACAUCGAGCGAGGAAAAGACGAAAGGUUUCUAUCGGAAGUGCGGUUAGAAUCGCGUUUUUCCAACCGCGCAUGUCGCCACCUAUUGUUGAUCUGACAGGAUCUUGUGUAGUUACGGUGAAAGCGAUUGGAUCCUUCUGUACGUUACGCGAGAAAUUGUUAAAGCGAUCAUACGGUUUUUUAGAUCGCAUGAAUCCCACUUAAAUACGUCGGACAGGGACGUGGUCGAGCCGUGGAUCGGCGUAAACGGGAGAAAAGAAAAUCUCAUCGAAGUAUUCGUCUACUUUUUCGAGUAGAUGCGUUCGAGGCCAGACAUGGCGGCGAUUCGAUGAGCCAAUUGGAGCAGCGCUCUCUUAGACGAUCCGAUAUUGUAAAUUCCCCUUACAUUCGCGUCAGUGAAUGAUUUUCUGCACCUUGUUUCGUCGUUAUCGAUAGGAAUUACGGGUUUUUAUCGUUAGAAGUGGGCGACCGUCGGUCGUUGAUCGAAAUAUAGAAGCCACGAAAGAUCGUAACGAAACUUUAAUCAUGAAAGAAUUGUGUUUGGUCACGUGACCGUAGCCGAAAAAUGGCGCAAAGAUCAGAGUACAAACAUGGGUUCCAUUUCAUUGCUACGGUGUCAUUUGUAUUUGUUUACAAGCGCGCGUUUUCACAAACCACGUGUUAAGUAAGUGCCAUUUCGUUGACAGUGCGUGACAGACAAUGACAGGAAGGGUGUCGAAGAGACGGGGCCGACCCCCGAAGUCGGUGGUCCUGGAAAGGCCAAAGAAGUUUCAGUAUCAUCUGAUGAAGAAGCCAAAAUAUUUGCAAAACAAGGGUUCGGAAACGCCAAACUCCCAGCCAAGCACGCCGACACCGUCGAGGCCGUCGUCACCAGUUGAAAGUGAGGAGAGCAGACGAAGCACGAGAACCCGAAAAUCUCGUGGACCCAGGGAGAGACAUUCUCGUAAGGGUGGUCAUUCAAGUUCUGGAGUCUAUCAUCGCCGAGGUUACAAUCCCAACGUCGACUACAAUGACUCAGAAUAUCACUAUGGGUCUGAUUUUGGUGACGAGUCCAGUGAAAAGAGCGAUGGAGAAGAUGACCCCCUGCACAGUGAUGUAGACUCAUCUGAAAGUAUAGAAGAACCGGAUCCCUCCAGUGACAGUGACUUCUCCCUCUCCAGUUAUAGCACUACAAGUGGUACACCCCGCAAGACGUUACUCAGUCAGCAGAGGCCGCCGAGUCCAGAACCGUUAUGGCUUCAAAACAGGGAACUGCCAUCGUUGGUCUUACCUAAAUCUUCCGAUGACCUAUUAGUCCCUAAGGAAUUUGUUAUGCCAUCUUUAUCUAUUUACGAAGUACUCAGACAUUUCCGCACUUUGGUGCGUCUUUCGGCCUUCAGAUUUGAAGAUUUUUGCGCCGCUCUGGUAUGCGAGGAUCAAACCAAUUUAUUGGCCGAGAUACAUAUUAUGCUUAUUAAAGCUCUGCUUAGAGAAGAAGAUUCUCAGCAAACACACUUUGGUCCACUCGAUCAGAAAGACUCUGUGAAUGUUAGUUUAUAUUUUGUGGAUUCUAUGUCUUGGCCAGAAGUGCUACGCUCUUAUGUAGAGAGCGACAAGUGCUUUGAUGAAAAUAUUUUACACAUUUUAACGUCCUGUGAAUACCCUUUUACAUCUAUCGAAGAUAGAAUCAAGGUGUUGCAAUUUUUAACGGAUCAAUUUCUUAUCACAAAUCCAGUAAGGGAAGACCUGCUGCAUGAAGGAAAUAUGCAUUACGACGACCACUGCAGAGUUUGCCACCGCUUGGGAGAUCUGUUAUGCUGUGAAACUUGUCCAGCUGUAUUUCACUUAGAGUGUGUUGAACCGCCGUUAGUCGAUGUUCCUACCGAAGACUGGCAGUGUAGUACGUGUAAAGCACAUAAAGUUACAGGAGUCGCGGAUUGUAUACCUGAUGUCGAAAAAAAUGGUUCGUUAUGUCGUCAGGAACAUUUAGGAUUCGACAGACACGGUAGAAAAUAUUGGUUUCUUGCGAGAAGAGUUUUUGUUGAAAGUGAAGAUGGAGAAGUUUGGUAUUAUAGCACACCUUUACAGUUAGAAGAAGUAUUGCUUUGCUUUGACCGCAAUGAAAUGGAAGUUGCGCUUUAUAGAGAAUUAUCCGAUUAUAAAGAUGAAAUUGUACGACAAAUGGAGCUUACAGAAUCGAUUACUAAUCAAUACAAGGGUAACAAGAAGUCGUACUUAGAAGUGGAGAACAGUCUAAUACAGAGAUUACAAAAGGAGCGCCAAGAAAAACUAGAGAAGGAGGAGGAGGAGAAAAAGGAGAGGCAAAGACAAGAAGCUGAAGAAAUGGUGCGCAGAAUACACGAGGGUACAGACUCUCUUGAAGAACGAUUAGCAGCUGUUACGGAACAACAAGAAGCGAAACCGCGCGAAGAAUCGAUUACAAGAGAAAAUGUUCCGGAUAUGGUGGCAGAAAAUGUAGAAGUGGAUGGCGUAGACGCUGAUAUGUCCGUAGAUGCGGCAAAUAAAAGUGUUAAAGCUGGUACAUCCACUUCGUCAUCGGAAGAAAUCGACGAAGAAGCGUUAGAAGGGGAAGACGGCAUCUCAAAAAUUGGCAAAGAUGGGAAGAAGCAUACGAUUGUAACAAGGUCGAAGACAGGAUCGUUGCAACCUAGAACAUUCAAUAUGGACGAUUUAAAACGACGAAGUACCGCGCCAUUGUCGAAAGAAGAAUUAGAAAAGUUGGAUAAAAGCUUAAAAGACGAAGGAGACGGUACUAGAUUAACGAGACAGAAAGCCCAUCAAAUAGCUUCUGGUACUCAUCUGUUUAAAUUAGGAAUGGACAACAACUUCAAAUCGUACGUGAAUCAAUACAGCACCAAUCCUAUCGCUCUGAACAAGGCGCAACGAAACGAAGAACGUGACAAAAAGAGACAUUUGUCGCAUAAGUUUUCGCUCACGCAGGCUUCUGAAUUCAAAUGGGUUGGAAGUUUGACGGGAACUCGUGCUCUUCUGGUCAGCACACUUCGUCAGACGAUUCUUCAACUCGAAAGUAAUAUUCAAGCUCCGUUUAUGCAUACGAAUUGGCCUCUGCUGCGUAAACCUUGGACCACAGCGGUAGGUGCUUGCGUUAAUCCCAGAGAUUUUGCGCGUGCUCUUAUCGUAUUGCAAGCGUGCAUUAAAUCGGUAGUAUUUGCCAGUGUAUGGCAUGAUCAACUCGGACAUGUGAAAUUGCAAAGAGUAACGGCACUCGAACGAGAAGAGAAGAAACGUCAAGACAAGAAGGAUAAGAAAGAGAGAGAGGACGAAGAGGAACGCAAUCGUUUAUUUAAUUUUGUUAAAUACACGUUAGGCUUGAAACAUCAAGUCUGGAAACAAAAGGGGGAAGAAUACAGAGUACACGGGCAAGGUGGUUGGCUGUGGGUUUCUGCUAGUCGCCGUUAUAAAUCAUCCGACAUGUCGAAGUUAGGUCUUCGAUCAGGUCCUCAGAAGAUUAUGGUGCAAAUUAAAGAUCAGGAGGGAUUGAAGAUAUUAGCUUUGGAUCCUCCGACCUACGAAUUCUUAAUAAAGGAAUACUGUCCAUCCAAAAGGGAAGAGAAUAAUGUAGACGUGAAAGUGAAACAAGAAAUUAAAGAGGAAGAGUCUUCUAAAGAUGGGAUGGAUACUUCGGUAAAACAAGAAUGUAAGGCAGAGAAUAUAAAAACUGAGCCAGCAGAAGACAAGGCAAACGACGAGUCAUCAAAAACGGAAUCAAUUAAACAAGAAACAAAGAUGAAUUUAUCAUUUUUAGCUGGUAUGAAAAUCGAGAAAGUGUUUCCGCCAAUCACAGAAUUCGAAGAAAUUGAUAUUACUAAGGCACUAACAACCAAUGGGAGACUUCACUAUCCGAAAAUUGCUAAAAAGACUAGAAUCGAUGACUUUCUGGCACGUAGAACACACUUGAAACUUUUAGAAGAAAGAAGAUUAUUGCAGUCUGAGAAAUCAAAAGAGCUACAAAAUCAAUCGACAAAUCAAAAAGGUGACGGAGAUUCUGAAAUUGACAUUGAAAAUAACGAAGAAAGCGAUACGGAUGGCGGAGAUAAUUCCUUGCAGAGUAUCCUUACUGGAAAGCAACCCAAUAAAACUUUAUCGACAUCGGCUAGGGAGAUGUUGGCCGUAAUAGGGAAGCGUAUUCAGCACGUAAAAGCUCAAUAUGCAAAUAUGAGACUGAAUAAAAACGGUAGUUGUUAUUCUCGUUAUUGUAACAUGACGACGCCCCCAGGAAAAGUUGUUACUACGACGCAAAGUUUGACGUCUACGUGUUACUCUCCCAUGUGUCUUCAGAAAGCCAGAUUAAAACGCGAUCUUAUCGCAUUGUUAAGAAAAGCUAAUGCUCUGAAUAACAAUCAAUCGCCGUCGAGUUUAGCAGUGGGCACAUCUGGGGGACAAUUACCGCAGAGUGGACCAAAAGUAGAAGGAAGCGAAGAAGCUAAAGAUGCGAUUAAGAAAGAUUUAGAAUCUGCAGUAGCCUUGGCGACUCACUGCACAGAAGAAACACCAGCCACUAAUGUAGUAAGAGAUGGAGCUGCGCCUCCAGCCAAAAAAAUAAAAAUUGAACCUAAUACGAAUGCUGGUAAUGACGUGAAGUUAGAACCUGUCGAUACAGUGACGACUACGACGAGCAACGUAGUUACUACUACAACAGUAACUACGACACAACAGACAGUAAAAACAGUCGACGGUGUUGUAAAAACUUUGCAAGAAAAUACGACUUCUCAAAAUUCGGUCACAUUUUCAUCCGAGACAAAAACAAGCACUGGGCAAAAGACAACUAUCGUCAAUCGAAGAGGAAGAACCGUGCAAAGGAGCAUGGUGACUAAAGAAUUAAAUGCUGAUGGUUCGGAAAGAGUGUACACUGCAGUUUCAACUGAGGGGAAAGUCUAUCUGAAGAAAGUCGCAAUUUCUUUGGCGGAUCGUAAAAAGAAACGCACCCCUGUCAAAUAUCCUUUGUGUUCUACAUUUAGCACAAAAAAUAAACACCGUAGUAUAUUGUUACUACCGCAGCAUGAAUUACGUAAAUUGUCUAGGGUCGGUGGACGAAUACCAGUUCAAGGUUUCCAUCAUAUGGCUAAGGCGAAUUUGUCGGUAUGGCCAUAUCCAUGCCCUAGACCAUUAUUCAAAACGUGCUGGUUGUAUCGAACUGUUGGGAUUAAAUCAUUAGCUGCAGCUGCUCUUCAAUUACGGAUAUUAUGGGGAUGUCUUCGAUGGGAUGACAUGGCUACAAAGCCGCUAUCCACAGAUGGCAAACAUCAAAUCACAACGGACACAGAGAUUAUGUCACUAGAGAUUCUUAAACAUCGUCACGUUGGUCAAUUCUUAGAUAAAACGCAGUACUUACGCAGAAAAGUCGUUAUUCCUUUGGAGUUACCAAAGCAAGUCAGAGAAGUGACAUCAAUAAGAAGUGGUCUCAGAAAAAGAAAAAGACCAGAAUCACCGCAAAGCACUGAACCUCAAGUUACAGAGGAAUGGGUCGACGAGGAUAAAUUGGAAUUAUGGGAAAUUAAACAAUACGGUGAUAGGAGUCGAUCGGGUCAACCACAAUCCAUAGGUGUUGGUUCUAAUCGAGGUACAGGAUCGAAUUCUGGUAUUAGCGAUCAACUUGUCAGUGGCAAAGCAACACCCGAAGAGAUCAAAGAAAAGAUGGAGCAACAAUUACGCAUGCAAAGAGCCGCUCACCAACAAAAGAGAGCAUUAGAAACCCUCAAAAGUCCAGCUAACUCUGCUUCGCCUACGCAACUUCUUAAAGUUGCUAGCUCCGCUCAUGACGGCACAGUGAAAUUAGUUUCCAAAGUCGCAAUACCAGCGAAUCCGAACAGUGCAACAAAAUCACAAUUAACUUCUCUUUUGACGACGCCUACGCAGAACAAGACUUUCAUUGGUACCAGACGUAUUUAUAUGGCAAAAUCCGCCGAUGGUACAACAAAAGUUGUUUCCGGUCCUACAAGCAUUUUACCGAAAACACAGUUACAAGGAAACCAACAACAGUCCCUAAUUAAAGUUUCUGGCCAAGCAGCCCCCGUACAACAAAUUCAGCAAAAAGUACAGAUUCUAAGAGGACCAGAUGGGAAAUUACAAGUUCGAGGUUUAAUGCCUGGUCAACAAUUAGUCCAAAUGCCUGAUGGAAAACUACACGUAUUAAAUACUGGUCAAACGAUUACUACAAGCCUUGCACAAACUGGAACGAGUUCAACUACACAAGUGAAAACUGCUACUACGGCAACCACAACUAAAGCAGUCACAACCCCUAAUGCCACGCCUAACAAGACCAGUUCGACUAAAGCAGCAACGAAUGCAACACAAGUACAAACAACUCAGCAGGCACAAGCACAGUCUCAAACUGUGCAAACCCCGCAACGUUCGGUGACAGCGACCGUGACUAUUGCACCUACACCUGCUCAAUCAACAAAGAGCGCUAUUGUGGUAGCCAACACCGGACAAAUUGUACAGGGCGCACAAGUCCUAUCAUCUGGCGGUCAAGCUAUCAGCGGAAAUCAGAUAGUAGUCACUAAUGCAAACCUAGCUCAACAACUUGCGACGGGUAAAGCUCAAUUGACGACAAUCGGCGGUCAUCAAGUGGUAAUCCGUAGUACACCGACGGGCAAUCAAAUUGUGCAUUUAAAUUCAGCAAACAGUAGUAUCAUAGUUAAGAAUGCUGUGACACCAACUAAACAACAAGUUCCUGCAUUGCAAGCUACUCAAUCAGCGCCAACAACGGGAGCUCAAUCAACUGAAACGUCAAAUGUCAACGUUAGCAAUGCUUCAACGAAUGUAACAUCGACUACUACAACGCCAACAACUCAGACUUCAACUGCUCCAGCACCUGGAAGCGUAGAAGCAUCUUUGUUAGCUGGUCAACCACCUGGCACCGUUAUUAAAUGCGUCACUGCUCAAGUUAUACAAACCACUCAAGGACCUCGUAUAGUUUUACAAGGUCUGCAAGGUGCGGACUUUACGCCACAGCAGCUUGCAAUGGUGCAACAGCAAGUUAAACAACAAUUGCUUAAAGCCCAAGCUACGACAGGAAAGCAAGGAGUCCUAGGGCCUACUAAGAUAUAUCUAGCCGUUCAACCCGCGCCAAAUAGUCAACAAGCGAUUCAAAGUUCACAGACUUCUACAACAGCGAAUACUCCUGCUACCCCCGCUUCGAAACAGCAAACCGCGCAACAACCAGUUAUAUCGCCUCCAGCAGCGACUGAACCACAAACGGGAACAGAAAGCAUUCCAGAGCUUCCACCUACAACUACGCCAAGUUCUUCUGAGAAACCCAAAGUAGUUGUACAGCAAGUUGGACAACCCGCUGUUCCCUCAGAAGAGGAGUCUCAGAAAACAAACGUGGCUAAUGGUCAGCAACCUUUGCAGUCGUUGAAAGAAGGAAACGACUCUUCAGCUAACAAAUUUAUUUUAACACCUGAUUACAUCCAACAAACCAUUAAAAAUGCGCUGAAACAAGAAAAUCUGAACCCGGAGAUAGAAGAGAAAUUGCUUCAGUUGCAACGAUAUCAAGAGAAGCAGAUGAAAGGCAGCGUUGAGAAUUCGAUAUCCACUAACCAAACUCACGCUACACCCACGAUCACGACACCGCGUGUCCCAUCUCGUAAAAGACCAGCUCCUUCCAACAUUCCAACAACAACUACGCCUACAAGUGCGCAAUCGACAACACACGACCAAGAUACAGAGUGGGCGGAAACGCCCAGGAAGAAACCCGCGCCAAAGCAAGAAAAUCGUGAAACUCCAAAAGUACAAAAGGUUGCUGAGCAGGCGGAUAAUGAAUCGACACCAAAAAAUCGAGCAGCAAAGCUGAAAGACAGCCAAGAAUUACGGAGAAAACAACAAGUGCAUUCGCGAAUGCAAGUGUUAUUAUUCAGACAUAAAGAACUACUUAAGAAAGAUAUUCUUAAAAAGAGAGCAUUGCUUGAGAAAGAAUUACAGAUAGAUAUUCAGAAGGAUUUAUCGGCGGAGCUAGCCUCGAGAACGAAGGCAGAAAGGCAUAAACAAGAUGAAGUCAAGGUGGGAAGCGCGAAGCGUAAAGCAAACGCUCAAGUAGCUCAACAAGUUAGUCCUCCUAACAGAGGUGGAAGGCCAAAGAAAUAUAAGGCACAAGGAAACAGCACCACGCCACCAGGUGCUUCAACUGCAGCUACUCCAAAUAGAAUUAAGAAGGAGAAGUUGUAUUGCCUGUGUAGAACACCUUACGAUGAAACAAAGUUUUACGUAGGAUGCGAUCUCUGUAACAAUUGGUUUCACGGAGAUUGCGUGGGUAUUACGGAAGAAAUGUGUAAAACGCUUUCGGAGUUUGUUUGUACGGAAUGCAGACACGCGAGAGAUACGCAAGAAUUGUAUUGUCUAUGUAAACAGCCUUACGACGAAUCUCAAUUUUAUAUAUGCUGUGACAAAUGCCAAGAUUGGUUCCAUGGUCGCUGUGUGGGUAUUCUUCAGUCGGAAGCAGACAAUAUCGAUGAAUAUGUUUGUCCGAAUUGUCAACGAAACUCUUCUGUUAAUUUCGCUAAUAUGAAAAAUCUUAACGCGAAAGACCUUGAUCUCUUAAAGAAAUUAAUUAAACAGAUACAGGCUCAUAAGAGUGCUUGGCCGUUUAUGGAGCCAGUGGAUCCAAACGAAGCGCCAGACUAUUAUAAAGUUAUAAAGGAACCAAUGGAUUUACAAACGAUAGAGUUGAGGAUAAAUGAUAGGUCUUACAAGAAGUUAAGUGAAUUCAUCGGAGAUAUGACAAAGAUAUUUGACAACUGUCGUUAUUACAAUCCGAAAGAGUCACCCUUCUUUAAAUGUGCAGAAUCCUUAGAAACUUAUUUUGUUCACAAAAUUAAGAGCUUGAGAGAAAAGUUUUCUGAAGGAAAGUAAGCAAUUAAAAAAAAGUAAUACAAAAAAAAUAAAGAAGAAAACUGUAACUAUAAAUAGUGGAAGUGCGAAGCAUCAGCAAUUUACUUUUGUGCAGUGAAAAAGGAUCGAUCUGUGCCAGUAGAAAAGAGACAUUCAAAAUAGCCAUAAGUACGUAAGAGUAGGACAUGUAUGUCCACUAUUUAUUAGAGUUGUGUGAACAGUUUCAUUUGCCUUCGUGAAAGCGAACUUUCUUUAAAUUGUGCUCAACAAUGGAUUUUGAACCGGAACUUAUAAAAUUUAAUUAUAUCACUGCAUGAAUGAAUUAAAUCAACUAUUCAUAGGAUUCUAGUUUUGUAUUUCAAUUUGAGAUAGUAACGAUACCAUGCGUUUUAUCUCAGUAACAACUUUCAUUGUUUAUGUGUACAUGAAAAUAAAAUAUUUGUCAGUAUACUAAUCCUUUUUCUUAUCGAGCGAGUAAAAGUAAAUACAAGAUUACUUCUUACCUUAUAUCUGCGUUAUCGAGAAAAACAUUUCUUUCGUUUCUCUUUUUAGAACAAACGAUAAGUUGUGGUUCAGAAUUCCUACAUGAGCUUUACUAUUUAUGUACAUUGAUGAACUACGUGUAAUUAUGCAUGUUAUGAGAAUAAUUAACAAAUAUAUCAAAUCAGUGCCACUGAGCGUCUAGAACGAUGAGUUUUUAGUAACCCAAUGCGAAUCCGUGGAAAAUGAAAACAAGUACGUUGGAGAACCAUUCGAACGUUACUCAUACCUAUGCAGUAAAGGAAAGAAAAAUGGUCCAAUCGCUACACGUCAUUAUAUUUCAUCUAAUAGAAGAAAAAAAAAAUUUUCUCUCACGUAGACGUAAGAACUAUUUAGCAAGCGCAUAAUAAAUUGUACAAAUUUGUUUAUUGUGGUCACAAGUAACUAUUAUUAUGUUGUUUUAUCACAUAAAUUUUCUAUAAAAUUGUUUAUAAGUAACACGUACGAUCUUAGCUUGUAAGAACUACAGCAGGAACAUCUGCUUUGUAUAUAUCCAAGUAGGAAAGUCUAUGAGUGAAUAGAAUAUAGAGUUUUGGUUCUGAUACGACGCGGAUUUUUCGGAGAAAAGUCAGUUAAACGCUGGAAACUGAUUUGUAUGAAAAUAUUGUUUAUAUUUUAGCUAUUAAACUACCAUUUGUGGAAAUUACUAGACUGUGCUGCAUUGUACAUGUACGAGUAUGUUCGGUAUCUAUAAUCAUAAAGGAUAUAAAAAGGGCAAUAUUAUUUCGUGGAUAUUUAUCAACAAAUACACAGAAACACACCCGUAUAUACAUACUCAUAAAGAAGCAAUACAAUUAAAAAAUGCUUCUGAAGUUUCACUAGUAAAAUGCGAGAGUGAAAGUAAAUAGUAAAUAUUUGCGUCAGUCAACGGAAAACUAGAAUUUUUUUGAACAAAAACUACACGUAGGUUUAUUCUAUGAGGGUCUAAUGUAUUUCCCGUAAGGAAAACAACUAACUUGUUCUCUGACAUUGAGAAUUGAGAGUCGUGGCUUCGGGUAUGUACAAUAACUGUAUGUUUCACGAGUUUGAGACGUGUCUUGUCGAUCGUCUAUGAUUUGUUUAAGUGAAAGAAAGCAGAUCGCUCAAAGCAGGUUGUACAUUUUCGCCAGGAUAAUGCUUGUACAGUAUUUUUAAUUCAAAGUUCAUAAAACCCUGGCACUGAUCUGUUUUUUACCUUCGACUUUCAAUUAUAGUUACAGGAUACAUAGUUCGUUACUUUGCCCAGGUUUAUACACCACGUUAGCUUUAUUGUAAGCUCGCUCCGAGUGGUCAUACAUCGUUAUGCGUCUCGUUAAACUAAUCGGGGCAUUAUUUUAUUUGUGUGUAAUGUACUUUAAAAAUUUUCAAAAUGCGUCGAUCUGUAUUAUUAAAACGUUAUGAAUUCAUUUUUUAUUUCUGCUUGCUUAAUUCUUUGCUGCGAUCGCUUCUUAAAUUCCUAGCAGUUCUGGAUAUAUUCUGUAUUUACGAUGAAUGUAUCUACAUUUAAAGUUCGUUCAAUCGAUAGAUAGCAAAGAGUUAAGCGAACAUUUUAAACAGAAUUUUAUUUUAGGGUGAAGAUGCUCCGACGGAUUUACUCUUUGUGAUCGCAUGUAUGUUUUGAAUUCUUUUGCAUUGCCUCGGAAAGUUUACUGAUUCGUAUAGAUUUUGAACGAAUAUUAGUAACUAUUUGCGUUAAGAUACUUCUACGAGCGAAUUAAACAUGCCAAUUUAAAUGUAAUGCAACGUACUAACUUUAUGUAUCGUCCGAGACAAAGGGAAGAAACGAACUAUCCCAAAGAGUUAAUCCCUCUCACGAGACGCAUGUAAACAAAUAAAAUCAAUAAAUACUCUUGAAAUCGUGAAUGCGUUUAAGAUAAUCUUAGCCGUACUACGAUCAUUCUGUCGAAUUUUCCUUUCUUACGUAGGAGCGAUAUUUGACAAUGUAUUGAAGUAAAGUUUCUUCUGUAAAAAAAAAAAAGAAUUGUAGAAACACUUUGAAACGUGUAAUAGAUAUUUAGCCGUGUAAGUUUUUGGCAUGCUACUGAAGUGUAAAAACUGGGUGAAGAAAUUGCAGCCGUGUAAAUUUUACGCUGCUCCAUUUCACUCCCCGCUUAUUAAUCAUGUAACAAGGUGUUUAUUUCUAUUAAGGAAAAAGCAACAAAGUGUGAUUACAUAACUAUAUUCGUCUAAAUCUAAUAUUACUAGUUUAUAAUAAAUAUAUUUGUACUAAUUUUAAUCAUAAACUUUGUUGUUUUUAUUGCACUAUAAAUAUAAGUUAGAAGAGAGCAUAGUAUGUUAAUUUACCUUUUUUAAUUUGUAAUUGCUUAAAAAACAAUAAACUGCUGUAUGACAGUGGCUUCAUGAAA